Messenger RNA from Ectocarpus siliculosus, 4389 nucleotides. NCBI's taxonomy places the organism in Eukaryota, Phaeophyceae, Ectocarpales, Ectocarpaceae. The record is from the annotation of a GenBank genome assembly.
AUGGGCGGUUGCCCGAGCACAGAGGAGGCCCCGUGCUCGUCUGACGGCGCCGUCGUCACCAGGCGAGAGCUAUGGGCUUCUUCUACUCUUCAGCUUGGGGGUUGUCAUCACAGGGUCCUAGACGAGCUCCUCUCGGGCGAGCGGCGCUUCAUCGCAGAUAUGCACACGCUCAUGGAAGUCUUCUACUGGCCGCUAGUGCGCUGGUUCGAGCAGCAAGACGCCGUCCGGGCGGCAGAGAUGAGCUGCCCUGUGUCCAGAGCGGACGUCGAUUCCGUGUUUUCCAACAUCGACGAGCUUAUUGUUUUCAGCAGGCAACUGCUACCUGUCCUUGAGAGAGCGCGCACGGCGAGAUCGAAAGGCAUGCUGGUUGUGUUCCUCCAACUCGCCACUUCUUCCAAGGUGUUUGAUGUGUACGUAGCAGGGUGGCCGGAGGGCAUGGACAGCUUGACGAAAAUGGAGGCGGACCCGCCGCUGGCCAUGUUCAUUAGGGCGUGCGAGCUCCAGGAGAGGUGCGGCGGCUUCCGGCUGUGGGACUUCCUCGCCAUGCCGUUACAGCGACUUACUCAGUACCGCCUCCUCGUGGAGUCCACGUCGGAGAGCUGCCCCGUUCACCUGGCGGUGCUGCACCGCGAGCUGGCGCGGAGCUUGACGCUCCCGCCCGCGGUGAGCGAACAGAUGAUGACGUCGGCCGAAGGCGGCGGCGGAGCCGCCGGCGCUGCUGCCGUUGCUGCCGGGGAUGGCCCAGGCCCUGGCCCCGGCCCCCGCGGUAUUGGCCUCGAGAGAAAGGCCCUCAGCGAACGCACUUGCCGCUCCAGCCCUACACAGCAGAUGGUGGUACCGGCAGCGCGGAGUCAACGCCAGCUGGUAGGGGCCCCGUCGCACGAUGGGGUGCUGCUGGCACGCCACAAGAUCAAGGAAGGGCGCCUCACGAAGGUUUGCCGCGACGGGCCUCGAUACAUUCGGUUCGUCCUCUUCCCCGACGAGCUCUUCCACUCGUCGCUCGAGACCAUGAGCGCUGCGAGCUUCGGCGGGGGGGGGCUUGGUCUUUGCGGCGGUGUGGCCGGGGGGGGCUCGUCCAUGGAGCGUCGCGGGUACGACCAGUGUCAGCUGCAGCAACAGCAGCGGCAGCAGCACGGCAGUCACAGAGGGAUCGGUUCGAUCCCGUUAAGGCUAGCCAAGGCUUUGUCAGAUCUCCGAUCAGAAACGUGCGCUGUUACUCUAUCUAUUCGAUCAAGCGCCGGCAGUCACGCCGCCGCACACAGCUCGUGCUUCGUGAUCGACGAGUUCGAGGCACCCUUGCAGGCGUCCUUCAUCGUGGUCUCUGCCCACGUGUCCUUUCUGCUGCAGGCGGACAGCGUGAUCGAGAAGAACGAGUGGGUGGCCGCGUUGAGGGCGGCCAUGGACCGCUGCGCGUACUCGGCCUUGACCCCCUUGACGCCCAACUCGAGCUCCCGACGCGAAGCGGCGCGGCAGACAAGCGGGAAGAAGCUGUUGACCGCCACCUCCGCCGACAUGAGCGUCGCCAGCCUGCGGACGGCGAAGACCGCUUGCGCCACCGACAUCGACAUCGACAACGACGACUGCGGCACCACCGGCAGCAACGCCCCGUCAUCCACCAAGGGCGGGGGAGGGGGGGAGGGCCACGAAGACGACCGCUACGAGGGAGGCGGUGGUGCGGAGCUCGGGGGAUCGUCGGCGUCGAUGGUGCCGCCGACGUCCGUGUCGGCGUGGCGCUCGUCGUCCCCCUCGUCCUCGUCUUCGCCCUCCCCGUCCCUGUCGUCCUCCGCCAACGGCAUCGCUGCGAGCGGGCCCGUUGCCGUUGCCGUUGCCGUUGCCGGCGGCGGCGGCGGCGGCGCGGGCGAUGCUACCGCUGAUACCCCCGCUGCCGCUGACGGUGGUGGUGCACCCGAUGGGGUUUCGGCUCUACCGCCGCCGCCGUCCACCACGACGCGGUGGCGGCAGUCGAUGCCGCGCCCGCUGCUGGUAGGGUCCGGGAGGAUUCGGGCGUCCUACAUGCUGCACAAGGCACGGGGGGGCGGCAGCAAUAGCAACGACAACAAGAAGUCGUCCGCGGCGGGCGGCGUAGGAGGGAGGCGCCAGGGUGGGGGCACGUGGAGGAAGAGGAAGGGUCCCGUCGUCCGCCUCGUCUCGCACAGGACGGCGGGCAACACCUCCUUCGACCGCCUAGCGGUCGAAGGCAGAAGUAGCGACAGAGACAAAUCCAACAAGGCCGCCGCCGUUGCCCCCGUCGCCGUCGCCGAAGGCGGCGGCGGAGGACGGUUUAAGCCGCCCAGGUGUCCGCCGGCCAGCGGCGGCGGCAGCGGCAGCAUCCACCGUGACCUAGAGGGGCAAGGAAACGACGAGGGUUGCUUUAAGCUGAAAGACAUCUCGUUCUGGGUUGCUUGCGGUCCGUCGGGCAAGGCGGUGCGGUGGGAAACCCUCCGUCUUGACUCACCCUCGAGCGACGAGGCGUGGAACGGUGUGGUGGGCUUCAGGAGGGCGCUCGCUGACCCCGCUUGCUUUGCAGAGUUCCGGAAGUUGCUGCGCAUCCGCCACGCCAGCGAGAACCUCAACUUCCGGGAGGCGGUGGUCCGCUACAGGGCCCUGUGCUACGACUGCAAGGCCAAGACCCCCGGCAGCAGCAGGAAGCACCUCAAGCCCAGGAGCAAGAGCGCGGACGCCGGGGGCGGGUCAUACGCGCCGUCGCUUCUUGCGUCGCCGUGGUCGGCCGGGCGGUGGCGCGGCGGCGGCGGUGGCGGCGGCGGCAGCACGGACGGUACCGCAACCGCCACGGACUCGUCCUCCUCCCCGUCCUCCUCGUGGGCCCUGUCCAAGCCUCACAUGGCCGCCGCCGCCGCCCGCGAUGUGAUUAUCGACCGCUUCGUGAGGGAAGGCGCUCCCGAGCAGGUCAACCUCAGCGCGGUAACACGAGAGACGAUCUUGUUGCUUCAGAAGGAGUCGGUGGAGGACGAGAGCCAGCUUUCUAUGGUAAAGCCAGGGGCGCCGUUUUUCUCGCCACCCGAGCUGCCGCCCCCGCCGCCGCCGCCGUCCGCGGAGCUGUUCGAGGAGGCCUGGGACGAGGUCUCAAAGCUCCUCCAGAGAGACGCCUUCGCCCAGUUCCGCCACAGCGAGGUGUUUUUACGACUCAAGAUGCAGUGGGGACGUCAGCCAAACGGAGUGCUCGACGCCAGCGAGUUCGUCCUCAUGCCGUCGGACGGCACGGACCGCGCCGCCGGCACGUGCGGCACCCGCGCUUCGAGCGGGCUGGCGACGGCGGCCAUGCGCCCCCCGCCGAGGACCUUCCUCGGGUGUGCCUCCGCCGUCGCCGCCGCUGCUGCGACGGGCGAACAAAAAGAACAGCCGGCGGUCCAACAAGAGAAGAAGACCGGGAUGAUCGAUGUCGACGGCGGGAAGGCAUCUCCCUGCUGCUCGAGCGCGCGGGGGCACUCGGCGCCGACGUCGUCGCCGGUGCGCCCACCCCCGUUCCCGCCCAUGGCGAGGACUCUCACUGCCGCCACUUCGGAGGCUACGACCGAGAUGACGCCCACGAAGCAGCCGGAGGAGGAAGAGGAAGAGGGAGAGGGAGAAGAGUUGAGGCCGAUGACGGCGCCUCUGCUGUGCCCCUCCUUCUCUUCCCCGUCCGUCUCUUGCUCUUCUUCUUCCGUUGCCUCUACCCACCGCCGCCGCCGUGGCGGCGGCGGCGGCGGCCCUCCCCCGCUCUCGACCCGCUCUUCUAGCUCCUCUUCCUCGUCGUCCAGGGCGAGCAUCCGGAGCCAACUCCUGUCAGGGUUGGCCGACCACGAGCUCCAGCAGUACCACCAGGAGGAGGAGGAGGAGGAGGAGGAGGAGAAGCACCAGCAGCAGGAGCAGGCGAGGCAGGAGCUCGCGAAGCAGGCGGUGACGCCGACGGCUGCUGCUGCGGCGGCGGUGGCGGCAACAGCGACGCGGACGGCGCCGGCUACGCCCGCGACUCCGGCGGCGGUUGCGGCGAAGGCGACGCUGUCGAGGAUCCGCGAGGAGGCCAGGCGUGAGAGGAUCAACUCGACACCCGGCGGGCGGCACCGGCUGCGGCUCGAGGAGGGAGGGCUUCGCAGGUCCCCCCGCCACAACAAGGUCCAGUUGCUUCUUCAGGCCCCACCGGGGACGGGCCUGGGCGUGCUGCUCGCCGACCGGAACGGGGCGGCGACCAUCGCCGGCUUUCGAUCUUCCCUGGAUGACAACUUCGACUCCGUGUUGGGUGCCGGUCUUCGAGUCGGAGACGUGAUCGUGUCCGUCAACGACACCGCCGUUCGGGGAGACUUUAACCUGGGGAGUUCGCCACGCGAUUGGGACAGCCCUUGGGGGGGGGGGGGGGGGGGUAUGCCGAGCGCUCCGUUGCCUGCACGAUAA